AUGCCACCACGGCUACGCAUCGACUCGCUUCGGCGACAAGUCCUCCGCUGCCCAUAUGAACUCCAAAUCGCUAGGAGUGCUAGCACCGCAGCCCCGGCCGUGACCCCGGCAGCACCCAUUGAGCAAUUGACACGCUCAGCAGCAGUAAUCUCGCGGUACCCUACUACUCAGCCGCCUUCUCACCGCAACCCUGAAUACCGCCGGUCACAGCUCCUGCGUCAAUAUACCUCCAUCCUCCGCACAUCUCCCCUGCUGGUUCUGUUUCAGCACAACAAUUUGAAGUCCAUGGAAUGGGCCGCCAUCCGACGAGAAUUGACCAAGGCGCUAGAAAAGGUGGAUGAAAAGAUUGCCGCCGAGGGCCGGACAGCACCUCCUCUAGCUUCUCACAUCAAGCUGCAGACCAUCCAGACCAGCAUCUUCGAUGUCGCACUUCGCAUUGUCGAGUACUUCCGCCCAAAUCAGGCUACCUCGGCUUCAGGAAUUAAAUUCUCAAAUGACGAUGCCUCUCUUACCCACGAUCUGUCUCGCAAUGCGCAUGCAGCCGUGAAGCAUUUGAAGGGCCGCCACGAAAUGGCCGACAUUCUUGUCGGCCCUGUUGCCAUUCUCUCUAUCCCUACCGUCUCUCCCGAACACAUGAAGGCCGCGUUGACAAUCCUCACACCGAAAGAAGCCGGAUUCCGUGCACCCACUCGCAAGGCCAACCCGGAUUACUACGACCCUGUUGUCCAAACUGGUCUUCAGAAGCUCAACUUGCUAGCUGCUCGCGUGGACGGCAAGGUGUUUGACAUUACCGAGACCAAGUGGGUUGCUAACAUCGAGGGUGGUAUGGAUGGUCUGCGCUCGCAGCUCAUCAUGGCCCUUCAGAGUAUGGGAUCUAGUGUCACCACCACUCUUGAGGGUGCUGGUAAAAGCCUGUACUUGACCAUGGAGAGCCGGAGAAGUGUUCUGGAGGAGGAGCAGAAGCCUGAGGGCGAGAAGAACGAGUCAUCCUAG
Molecule: messenger RNA, 993 nt
Organism: Penicillium taxi
Lineage: Eukaryota; Fungi; Ascomycota; Eurotiomycetes; Eurotiales; Aspergillaceae
Product: mitochondrial 54S ribosomal protein uL10m
Exons: 1
Coding region: 1-993 (330 amino acids)
Biological process (GO): translation
Cellular component (GO): mitochondrial large ribosomal subunit
Molecular function (GO): structural constituent of ribosome
Source: RefSeq, a predicted model, not a curated record